Messenger RNA from Laetiporus sulphureus 93-53, 276 nucleotides. RefSeq lists its product as uncharacterized. Lineage: Eukaryota; Fungi; Basidiomycota; Agaricomycetes; Polyporales; Laetiporaceae. The transcript has a single exon. The record is from RefSeq and is a predicted model, not a curated record. The annotation marks the transcript as partial.
UACAGGAAGGUGGGCUGGAAGCCCACAGAGACCGAUUACCAGGAGUACCUGACCCACAGACGUCGUCUUUUGGAGAAUGAACCUCGCAUGCGUGCAGCGGCUGCUGCUGGCGGUAUAUUGUGGAGAUUAACCUUUGAUUUCUUCGACUCCCGGCCGUUGUCUCUAUCCAACCCUUCAGCGAGCAUUGGUUCUGGCCCACCAGUCAUCGAUGAAAACUGCAAGUUUUAUGAUGACUUCCUCAUGCAGGAAGACUUGUACACCCUCUGCGGCGUAUAC